Molecule: messenger RNA, 726 nt
Organism: Trichomonas vaginalis G3
Lineage: Eukaryota; Parabasalia; Trichomonadida; Trichomonadidae
Exons: 1
Coding region: 1-726 (241 amino acids)
Source: RefSeq, a predicted model, not a curated record
AUGACUUAUAAGAAGGACCAAUACAAGUUUCAUUUCGGUGAAUCGGAGAUGAACAAGGAUUCUGUGCUUAGAUACAUUCCAGAUCCUAGAAGUAAAAGAAGAAAAAAAAUUAGAGUUCCGUGGAAAGUUGUAAAAUACAUGUUAGAAUUAAAAAGAAUAGAUUUUGAUUGCUACUAUACGAGUGAUAAAGAAGAUCCGUAUGGAAAAGAAAUUAAAUUACACUAUUAUGCAGCUUUAUAUUAUGAUUCUGGAGCAAAUCCUCUCGUUCUUGAUUGCAUGUAUCGAGAAGCUCAUUGGAACUUCUUCUUCCCUUUGAGAUUCUCAUCAUACGGAAGAGCACUAUAUUUUUUCCUCAUAUUCACAGGAAGACUAACAGUAAGAUAUGAAUGGCUCAAUUCACUCCGAAAUACGAUCAAAAUGCUUAGAAAGAAUAUUGGGAAGGGUUUCCUACUCGAUUUGAAAGAAGACUUUGAUGAUGUUCAAAGAGGACUGAAAAACAUAAGGAAACAUAUUCCAAAAGUCGACAACUAUCCCAAAGGAACACUAAUCUUCAAUCAAUGGGAAUAUGAUUACUGUUAUGAAAAACACUUAGAGAUUUACAAUGGGGUUCGUACACGUCAACCCUAUAUUUUGGAUAUGGAUUCAAAGGUAACAGUUAUCAAUAGAGUAAUUGUCGAAGUUACGGAUGAUACAGAUACCGAGAAACAGGAAGUCAAAUCAAUAUGA